AACACCAACCUAGCUACUAACUAGUUCUUUCUACUCUUUCAAGCAUAAUGGCUUAUGCUAAGCUCUUUCUUUUGCCUCUCUUCUUGCUUGCCACAUUAUUGUUGAUGUUUUCAAUGAAGAAUGUAGAAGCAGAUCUUUGUGAGAAAUUUGCUUGUUCCAGAUCUGACCCGGUGUGUAACGAUGGUUGUCGAUGUGUACUUUCUAAGGGUGCGGAGGGAGGUGUUUGCGUAAAAAAGAAACAUGCUGCUAAGAUGGUGGAAGAACAUCCAGACUUAUGUGAGUCUCAUGCAGACUGCACAAGAAAGGGAAGUGGGAGCUUCUGUGCUUAUUAUCCAAAAUUGGAUCUUAAGUAUGGCUGGUGUUUUGACUCUAACUCUGAUGCUGAAGCCUCUUUCAAGAAUUUCCUUAGCUCUGAAUCCUUGAAGAUGCCGUUAGAAGAUUCCACUUAAUAUGUACAAGAAAAACCAUGCAUGCAUGAUCUGAUGAUCUCUCUACUUAAAUAAAAUUGCUAUGUAUGUCUUUAUUUCCAACUAAGUUUGGAUCUCUUAGACACUUAGAUUUCAAAAAUAAUGUAUGCAUGUGUGCUGGUAUGUACGUUGUUAUCUGUUUUUAUUUUGUAAGUUAUGGAAUCUAAUGACUCUAUGUAUGUUUUCUAAGAAAUGGAGCUUGAUUUGUAUAUGAGUAAUGCUAUUUUUACCGCCACUUGUUA
Vicia villosa (hairy vetch) is the source of this 709-nucleotide messenger RNA. Its product is annotated as albumin-1-like. The record is from RefSeq and is a predicted model, not a curated record. Lineage: Eukaryota; Viridiplantae; Streptophyta; Magnoliopsida; Fabales; Fabaceae. The transcript is spliced from 2 exons. The coding region runs from base 48 to 449 and encodes 133 amino acids.